Molecule: messenger RNA, 2034 nt
Organism: Epithele typhae
Lineage: Eukaryota; Fungi; Basidiomycota; Agaricomycetes; Polyporales; Epitheliaceae
Product: ubiquitin binding protein
Exons: 6
Coding region: 1-2034 (677 amino acids)
Molecular function (GO): metal ion binding; phosphatidylinositol binding; ubiquitin binding
Source: RefSeq, a predicted model, not a curated record
AUGACAUCCUAUCUCUCUUCGCUCCUCUGGGGCACCUCCCAGCUCGACGAUGCUGUCGACAAGGCGACCUCCGAGCUCCUGCCAAGCGGCUCGGAGGACAUCGCGCUCAACCUUGAGAUUUGCGACCAAAUUCGUUCCAAAUCUGUACCUCCCAAGGAUGCCAUGCGGGCCCUCAAGAGGAGAGUCGGCCACAAGAACCCUAAUGUUCAGCUUCUCGCUCUUGGCUUGACCGAUGUCUGCAUCAAGAACGGCGGCGAUGGAUUCUUGGUCGAGGUCGCCUCUCGUGAAUUCAUGGACAAUCUUGUUUCCAUCCUGAAGUUGCCAGUCCUCAACCAUGACGUCAAGAACAAAAUCCUUCGAUACGUACAGGACUGGGCCACUACAUUUGAGGGGAAGCCGAGCUUGAGCUACGUUGGUGAGGUAUACAGGACAUUACAGCGUGAAGGCUUUAACUUUCCCCCUCGCGAUCCUGCUGUGACCGCGUCAGCAAUGGUGGACACCCAGACUGCGCCGGAAUGGAUUGACUCGGACGUGUGUCUCCGGUGCCGAACCCCGUUUUCAUUCACCAACCGGAAACACCACUGCCGCAACUGCGGCCAAGUUUUCGAUCAGCAGUGUUCUUCCAAGUCGAUGCCACUACCACACUUCGGUAUCACCCAAGAAGUACGCGUUUGUGACAGCUGUUACACGAAGCUCAAUAAGAAGGCCCACAAGACGCACAGAGGAUCCCAGAGUGUGUCCUCGUCAAGGCAUCGGGCGGCACGCGACUUCUACGACGCAGAGUUGCAGCGGGCCAUUCAACUGUCUUUGGAGGAAACAGGCUCCGCGGGAGGACAUCGCCCAGGAUACGUUCCCUCCCCUUCCCCAUGGCAGUCAUCGGAGCCUCCCCUCGUUGAACGUGCAACGCGUCCAAAAGGCAACACGUACGAGGAAGACGACCCAGAACUCAAGGCUGCUAUAGAGGCUAGUCUACGCGAGGCCAAUGCUCCCAAACCGAGCGCGCCGAUCAUCAUCGACUCCACCGACAGAGCCCCGCUACCUUACCCAGGCUACACUCAGUCCCAGUCCUACCCUCCUUCUAGCGAACGGUCUACCCCCAAACCGAGGUUGCCUCACAUACCCAGUUACGACCUCGAGGUUCUUGAGGCCGAUGCUAUCCUCACGUUCAACCAGACGGUGGAUCACCUACAGGCGCAAGGAGGUCGGGAUCUCUCGCGGUUCCCCGCCGUGACAGAGCUCUACGAUAAGGCGAACGGAUUGAGGCCAAAGCUCGCGAUGAACCUCAACGAUACGAGCCGGAAAGAACAGAUGCUGGUUGAGAUGCACGACAAGCUAUCGCAAGCCGUCAAGCUCUAUGACAAGUUACUAACCGAGCAAGUCUCCCGCCCCUCCUGGCGGUCCGCUACCCCACGACAAGAGCAACCUAGUACAUCCUAUUCACCCCAGUAUCAGCAACCGGUGAGCGGCGCAUACGGCCAGUGGCAGCAACCCCCCCAGACCCCCGUGCAGGCACAACCAUCCUACUACUCCCCCGCUCCUUCUGCACCUCCCCAAGUCAAUGGCACCUACUCGUCUGACCAGCAGUCGAUGUAUCUGGCCCCCAUUGCGCCUGUGAUGAGCCCUCACCAGCAGGUUCCGUACUCCGCGAUCUCCCCUCCCCCCGUCAGCAUCCCCCAGUUCGCCCCCCCACCGCCGCCUACCAACGUGUACCAAGCUCCGCCCCCACCCCAGCAGCAGCUCCAACAGCAGCUCCAGCCUGUCGCCGCACCCCCAGCUCCCCCACAGCAGCAACAGCAGCAACUCUCCAGGUCCAACACCGUCGGUCCUAGAUACGCCCAGCCGCAGUACGGCCUCUCGCGCUCGACCUCGUUCGCGCAUCCGCCCCCGCACUCGAUGCACGCUCCCGCACAGCUGGCCCACCUCCAGCAGAUGUCCGUGCCCCUCCCCGCGUUCCCCCAAGUACCGAACACGGCGCCGCAAGUGCCUACAUACGCAGAGCCGGAACGCAAGGAGGCGCUACUGAUCGACCUGUAG